This is a messenger RNA of Gambusia affinis (western mosquitofish), 3399 nucleotides long. It is a transcript of the gene mxi1, whose product is annotated as max interactor 1, dimerization protein. Gene Ontology annotation, molecular function: RNA polymerase II cis-regulatory region sequence-specific DNA binding; protein dimerization activity; DNA-binding transcription factor activity, RNA polymerase II-specific. The coding region runs from base 420 to 1103 and encodes 227 amino acids. Gene Ontology annotation, biological process: regulation of transcription by RNA polymerase II. Lineage: Eukaryota; Metazoa; Chordata; Actinopteri; Cyprinodontiformes; Poeciliidae. The transcript is spliced from 6 exons. The record is from RefSeq and is a predicted model, not a curated record.
GCUGAGCGGCUAGGUAAACAAACAGGAGAGGAGAAGAAACGAGCAGCAGACGCUUUGCUGGGUUCUGGCUUAUUUAGGGACACUUUUCUAUUCACACCUCUUUUUGUAAAAAAAAAAAGCAAACAAAAAAUGACAUCCUGUUUCCUAGAAAAAAUAUUCCUUUGAUACUAACAUUUUCUAACAAGAUUUAAGAACUGCUGGUUGUUAGUAGUAGCUUGCUAGCUCGGGAAGAUUGGACUUUUUGUGUCAUCUUUUUUAUUAGAGCUCGUAAGAAAAGCUCUGUAUCGGUCAGUAAGGUGUAUUUUUUCAGCCAGUUCCAUUAGAUGCAGUACUGUCUUCCGUAAAUAAAUAAAUUUUAAAACCGAGCGUUCUUGCCGUUUGCGAAGUUCAACGUUAACGGCAGAAAGCCUCAGAGAAGAAUGACCGAUGUCCAGCUAAUAAAUAUCCAGCGGUUACUGGAGGCAGCGGAGUACAUAGAAAGAAGAGAAAGAGAGUGCGAACAUGGAUAUGCUUCGACCUUCCCUUUAAACCAGAGCACAAACUACCAGAGGCAAAGGAAGUUCCGAAAUAAAAAGUUCAGCAGCAACCACAACAGGUCAACACACAAUGAACUGGAAAAAAACAGACGAGCCCACCUGCGGCUGUGUUUGGAGAGGUUGAAGGCCCUCAUACCUCUGGGACCCGACUGCAGCCGCCACACCACCCUGGGCCUACUCAAUAAAGCCAAAGCACACAUAAAGAAACUUGAAGAAGCCGACAGGAAGAGCCAGUACCAGCUGGAGUCCCUGGAGCGCGAGCAGAGACACCUACAGCGUCAGCUGGAGCUUCUGAGUGGAGGAAGCGCCGCUGCCGUCCAGAGCAGCCCGGGGGAGGGGGAGAGGAUACGCAUGGACAGCGUGGGCUCCACCCUCUGCUCCGACCGUUCGGACUCCGACCAAGAAGAGAUUGAGGUGGACGUAGAGAGCACCGAGUUCUCCCAUGGAGAGCUCGACAGCGUGAGCAUGGCCAGCACCAGCGACCUGGACGACCACAGCAGCCUGCAGAGCAUGGCCAGCGACGAGGGCUACUCCUCCUGCAGCGUCAAACUUGCCUUCUCCUCCUAAAGCCGCCGCCGCCGCCGCCAGCACCGACCAGCCCUGCCAAACCCGCCUGUCUUUCUCCUCUGCCGUCUUCAUAGCCCAUCUAAACGUGGCGUCGCCAACGACGACAGCAUCCCCUCUCCGAGCCUUUUUUCUUUUUUUUCUUUUUUUUUCUUUUUGUUACAUCCGCUCCAUCCCGCCGUCACCUGUGGCCUCCCCCCCCCCCUCCCUUCUCCUCGCCCCGAACAAUCGGGUUUUAAGUUUGGUUUAAAGGGAGAACGGAGGCUUCGCACACACAAGUCUUCUGGAUUUUUUUAAAAACCCACUACGAGAAGAAAAAAAAGAAUUUGUAAUUGAAUUUAGACGUGAUAUUUCCUUUUGAUUUUUAAAAACAUGCACAAUCCCUGAUUUUACUGAAAAUGCACUUAAAUUUUUUUUAUAACGGUGAACUUGCUCAAGAGUCGUCGGUUCUCCAAUGCGGGCGUCUGAACCGAAACUUAACGACGGGGGAGGGAUCUCCGCCCCGCGGGCGCCACAGACGUCUUCCCCGUCGCCUCACUGCUUAUCCGCAGCACAGAGGCUCACGUCCUCGAAAUCGGUGCUACCGGGAAGGCAGGUCAGACUCGUCGCCACCCGGAGAGCGUCCUCUGCGUGUCGCGGCGAUCGCGGGAGGAAACGGGCGGAAGCCACAGAAUGCGGUUUCAAAAGUCGUGAGUUUGUGCGAAUGUUUCGUUUUCGCUCCUUUCCCCUCAGACAAGCAGCUACGACAAAGCCAUGCAGCACUCGCCUACUUCGUAGCUGUCGGUAUGUAACAAGGCACAAUCCGAGACGAGAUUAAAACACACACACACACACACACACACGCUUAUAAGGAAAAAAAAAAAAAAGCAGCAGCAACAAGGAAAAAAAAUUGUAACAGCUCCGAAGUUUGGAACAGAGGCAAGACCUUUUUUCCAGCAGUAAGAAGCAAUAACUCCCGCAGUUUUUUUUUUCUUUCUUUUUUUUUUUGUCUGUUUCAGUCCCUUUCCUUCCUCAGUUCUGUGUGACCAUCGAAAUAAACAAGUUAGAGCAAUUAAUAUUAUUAUUAUUAUUAUUUUUUUUUUGUACAUACAAAUAGCUUAAUAAAUCAAACUUUAAAAAAAGAAAAAAAGAGUUUAAAAAGCUCAUGGAUAGAGCUGUUGCUGUUUGACUUCUGUUUAUGGUGCAUUAUAAAUGAAAUUUUAUCUUUUCAACAUUUCUUUGCUGUUUGAAAUAAACUAUUUACUCGGCGCCCCGACCGGGGAGCGACGUUUUAUUGGUGUGACGGAGAAAACCCAAACAGAGCAGCUCUCUCUCUCUCUCUCUCUCUCUCUCUCUCUCUCUCUCUGUGUGUGUGUGUGUCCUGUCAGGACUUUCAGUUGGAGGAUGCGGCUGUAGUUUGGCGCAGUUAAUGUUAUUAUCAUUAUAAUUAUUAUUAUUAAUUUUUUGUUUUUAUUUAUUGGAUUUAUUUUUUAUGUUGUUGUUUUUUGUUUGUUUUUUUGGGGGUUAUUUCUCGUUUGAUAUUCCUCGUGCAUGUGGCAUUCCUCCGGUGGGUCGGGUGUUUCUGAAGGAGAAAAACGGGUCGUAUGAUGUCAAUAAUCUCCAUCCUAACCUUUCACUGGCAUUACGAAUUGCACUUCAACCACAGUUUCCUUUUCCCGCUCCACCUGCCAUCCAUUCAUGUUCCCAUUCGAAACGAGAACGGGAAGAACUCUGCUCGCUCUUGAAUAUUUAUUUCUCAGUCCCUUAAAGAGCACAAGCAGUGGGGGGGGGGGGAUGGAUGGGAGGCGAAAAAGUUAACUUAUUUUGGUUCUGUCUUAUUUUACUCACUAUUAUUCCUCAUUCCUUAUUUUAAGAAUUGUAUAUUUUAUGUUGUCUUUAAGCUGUUUUUCUUUUCUUUUCUUUUUGGGGUGGGGAGGAUUUUAAAGAAUGAUAAUAAUAAUAAUAAAUUUAAAGAAAAAAAAAAAGCAUAGCCAUUUGGUUUGAUUAUUAUUACUUUUCAGAUGUUUGACUCUAUGGACACUUGAAAUGUACUCGGGAUCCCUAAGCUGCUCCUAGUGCUGAGCCUCGCCUGUUCUGAGUCGCCGGCCUCGUCCAGAACCGUCUCCGUCCUCGAGCAGCCGCUUCAGUCUGGGGUUUUUUGUUUGUUUGGUUUUGUUUUUUUUUUAUUUAAAAAAAAUAAAAUAAAAAUUCUGUUCCGAGGCUUGAGCUGCUUCUUCACGAGACUCGCUCACAGCCAAGACUUUCACUGGCAGAUACUGAGCCAGCUACUACACAAUAAACAAAAAAGGGGGUCUAAAAA